This is a messenger RNA of Saccostrea echinata, 1667 nucleotides long. Its product is annotated as ribosomal L1 domain-containing protein 1-like. NCBI's taxonomy places the organism in Eukaryota, Metazoa, Mollusca, Bivalvia, Ostreida, Ostreidae. The transcript has 7 exons. The record is from RefSeq and is a predicted model, not a curated record. Bases 28 to 1608 code for a protein of 526 amino acids.
UCACUGGAAAAGUCGUCGUAUCGAGAGAUGGAAAGUAAAACCCUUGAAGUAUCUACACCUGAGCUGCGGAAGGCAGUUGCAGGCCUGCUGAAGUUAAUCAAAGUGGCCGAUAAAAAAUCGGACAUACUACAAGAAAGAGAGAGGAUUAAUUUACAAAUCAACAUGAAGAAAAUUCCUAACAUGCCAGAACUGACCAUUCAGAUGAAUCUACCACAUGGACUUUUUACACCUGACACUGAUGUCUGUCUGUUCGUCAAAGACCUAGAUAAGACAAGUCGUGAGUUUGAACUGACAGAGGACCAUUUUAGGGACAUGCUGGUAGACAAGGGAGUUAACUGCAUCCGAAAAAUUAUACCACUAAAAGAACUGAAGUUGGAAUACAAGCCAUUUGAAGCCAAGCGUAACUUGUCCAAUGAAUUUGGUUUGUUUUUAGCAGAUAAGCGGAUCAUGAGACUUUUGCCGUCUCUACUUGGAAAGAAUUUUUAUGGAAGAAAGAGAAACCCCAUUCAGGUGGAUCUGGAGGCUAAAAAUUUGAAAGCUGAGGUGACAAAGGCAGUAAACAGUACCAGAUGUAUCAUCAAGAACAGAGGGUCUUCAAGCGUGGUGACCAUAGGACACACAGAACAGUCAUGUGAUCAGAUUGUAGACAAUGUACUGAAGGCCAUUGAGCUGCUAUCACAAAAAUUCCCAGGGGGACCAGACAACAUCAAAAGUCUUCAAGUCAAAACAGACACCUCUAUGUCCAUUCCAUUUUACAUGUCACUUGAUAUCGGAGAAUCUGUUGUGUUUCCUGAAAGAAAAAGAGCUAAAAAGCAGUUUGUCAUAGAAGAGGUCACUACAGUUACAAAUGGAAAGGUUAAAGUCACAGAGGAUGGUCGAGUCAGGAUAAUUAAGAGUGGUGGCAGUAAAAAGAGAAAGAACAGGAAGAGGAACUCUUCAGAGAUCAAAGGUGAAAAAAGUGGGGAGAAAAAAGAAGGUAUUAUUGAAGGAGAGGAGGAGGUGGAAAUUAAGAUAGAAUAUGACUCCCAAGAAGAGAUGAAUGAAGAGCCUGCACAGAAAAAAGCUAAGAAAACACCCAAGAGAGAUUCCAAGAAAACAGAAGCCCCUGCUGGAAAAAUGAGAACACCAAUGGCUACAGAUAUUGGUUCAUCUUUAGAUAAGGAAGAUCAGAAAUCAGGCAAAAAGAAAACUCCAAAGUCCUUAGGUUCAGCACAGAUGGAUGUACAGUACACUCAAACAUUUAACAAAACAUCCUCUCAAAAUUUAAAGAAAACACCGAAGUCACAAAGGGCAAAGAAAGAAAUGAAUAUUGAAACUGUUAUAAAGCAGGAGGAUGAAGAUGAAAAACUUCAGGCAGUACAAACACCAUUAAGUGUAAAGAAAUCUAAAGGAAAAACACUUAAAAGUCCAGCAAUAGACACUGCUGAAAAGAAAACUCCUAAAAGUGAAAUCAAACAGAAAGUGGCAGGAAAAACACCUAAGAGUGUCACCAUAGAAAAGACAGCCAAGAAAUUGAAAGAAGUCACCCCUCCUACAGUGAAAAGACUACAAACCAAAGUAAAAACAGUGACACCUGGCACACCAUCAAGGAAACAGAAGAAAAACUGAUGUUGAAAAUGUGUAAUAUUGAAAGAUUAAUUUUUAGCUAACCUGAGCCAAAGGCUCAA